Octopus bimaculoides (California two-spot octopus) is the source of this 1084-nucleotide messenger RNA. RefSeq lists its product as uncharacterized. The record is from RefSeq and is a predicted model, not a curated record. Lineage: Eukaryota; Metazoa; Mollusca; Cephalopoda; Octopoda; Octopodidae.
UUGGACUCGAAAUGUGGCUUUUUGCCACAUUCAAGGACAUAGAAAGAAUUCCCUACCAGAUAGAAGUGGAGGACGAGAAAAUGUUAAAUGUUGUAGUCGAGGGAAGGAAACCAAAUUGUUAUAUAUGCGGGGAGAGAGGUCAUAUGAAGGCCAAAUGCCCCCUAUAUGAGUUCACACAGCCACAGCAAGAGAAAGCACAAACAGAGGAGGAAAUAAUUGUAGACCACACUGAGGAAAUAAAAGAGAGACAGAAGUGUGAAACAGAGAAAACAAAGGAGAAGAACGAAAAUGGAGCUACUAACCCUAAAAAGCGAAGAAAAAUAAGUCAAAGGAACGGUCAACAGAAAACAAAAAAAGAGAUAAAAAAGCCAGAAACUAAUAAUGUACAAGAAGAAGAAGAGAGAACGGAUAAAGAUGUGAAAUACAAGGGGCUUUUGAUAAAGUACGAGAAUUGCGAGCAGAUGGAGAGAAAAGUCGAGAGGUUAGAAGAAAUAAUAAGAGUGAAAACGCCAGAGAAAUGUGCUGAAAAAUGCAUUUUGACACGUGAGGAAAGAUGCUUCGAGUGCAUAAAAGAACUUGAUGAAAAGUUAAUAACGAAACGGAUAUGGUUGGUGGAGACACCACCCCCUAGAACUGAUUAUUUGCAGUUGUUAAGGACAGACGUAACAAUGAUUAAUGGAAGAAAGGUAACUUUUCAUCCGGUUAACCGAAAGCAUCGGCCGAAUGGAAAGGGACAACGCAAUUCUUAUCCAUUUUUCCUCGCUGUCAGCAGACCGUUAACUUGGCUUCCACACACAGCUUUCAACACCCACUAAGAGCACGUGAGCAACAACAUUGAUUGUCACCAAAACUACUACGGCUAUGUUUGUUAUACUGACUAUUUCUACAGGCAAAUAAAAUCUGUGAAUAUUAUUCUUUUCUCUUCGAUGUUGCUAUUACGCUGUCUCAUCCUACUUUCGACCAUCUACAUAUAGUGACCCCGACGCAGAACAAGAAUUUCCAUUUCUACAUCAAGUAACUUUUCAUCUGUACGCUACAAUUAGUAAAUCCGACGUAAGAACCACAUACGCCCGUUACAUAUUCU